This is a messenger RNA of Saprolegnia diclina VS20, 7294 nucleotides long. RefSeq lists its product as hypothetical. The coding region runs from base 50 to 7276 and encodes 2408 amino acids. Gene Ontology annotation, molecular function: calcium-dependent cysteine-type endopeptidase activity; protein binding; calcium ion binding. The transcript is spliced from 32 exons. The record is from RefSeq and is a predicted model, not a curated record. Gene Ontology annotation, cellular component: cytoplasm. NCBI's taxonomy places the organism in Eukaryota, Oomycota, Saprolegniomycetes, Saprolegniales, Saprolegniaceae. Gene Ontology annotation, biological process: proteolysis.
CUCGACCUUCGAUAUUCAUCUGCGAUCCUUGGGAGACAGAUCGGCGGCAAUGGAGCUCGAGCAGGACCUCAAGGAGCAUGGCGUCGACGUCGUCUGCUCCAAGAUGGACUCGGUCAUUAGCAUGCGCGCGCACGGCGCGACGGGCAAGCGCCUCGUGGAGACGCUCCGGCUCAUGGACAAGUACGUGGCGCUCAAGGUCACCAAGCUCGUCAAGGCCUGCGCCGACCACAUCUACUGCGACCCGUGCUUUGGUCCCAACGACGCCGACCUCUCAGGCGCGCGGGCGCUCUGCAAGAACGGCGACGUUGUCCCGUCCAAGGGCGGGUCCCAGCACCAGGCCAAGGUGCUCAAGCUGCUCAAGGAAGACAAAUUGCGCUGGGAGCGGCCGCGGUACGCAGCAGCAACCCAAAACGUGCUUGAAGAAAGCGACGAGUCCGACAGCCACCGCCCGACGGACGACGACCCUGUCUUCUGCGACGAUGGCGAGCUCUUCCGCGGCGGCCUCGCGAGCUCGGGCGACGUCAUCCAGGGCAACCUCGGCGACUGUUGGUUCCUCGGCGCGAUCAGCGUACUGGCCACGCGGCUCGACCUGCUCACGCAAGUCUUUUGGCGCGACGACCAGUACAAGGGCCACGGGCUCUUUGUAUGUCGCUUCAUGAAGGAUUUUUCCUGGCACUACGUCAUCAUUGACGACCGCAUUCCAGUGUUUGGGUACACCAACAACCGCGCCGGCAAGCCCUUCUUUGCACGCUGCAGCGACCCGAACGAGCUCUGGGUGCCCCUCAUGGAGAAGGCGUACGCCAAGCUCCAUGGAAGCUACGAAGCCCUCAUUGGCGGCUACAUUGACGUGGCGCUGAGCGACCUCACAGGUCUCUGCUCGGAGCAGAUCAUCCUCAAGCCAGGCUACCCCGGGUUCGCUGAAGACCCGUACAAACCCAUUCGGGCGGACCAGAAGCGUGGCGACGAGUUUUGGCAGAAGCUGCUCGAGUACAAGCGCAACGGAACCCUCAUGGGCUGCUCGAUCCAGCCAGACCCGAAGAACGACAAGAACGUCGUGGCCGAGGGCAGCGCGGGCCAAGGACUCUACUACAAGCACGCGUACGGGCUCGUCGACCUCGGCGAGAUCACGCUCAAGGACAAGUCGGUCGUGCGACUGGUCAAAGUCCGGAAUCCGUGGGGCAUGGGCGAGUGGACGGGGCCGUGGUCCGACCAGAGCGACGAGCGAGAAGCGUGCGACGACGAGAUCCAGCGCGUCUUCAAGGUCAUUGCGCGCUCUGUGGGCGAGAACGCCUACUCCAAGCUCCACCGCGAGCAGCACUCGCAGCUGUCGGAGCUCGUGCAGGAAGACAUUGCCGAGAUCAACCAGAACGACGGCACGUUCUUCAUGACGUACGCCGACUGGUCGGAGCGCUACACGCACUUCUUUGCCGGCAUUGACUUUGCGGACGAGUGGUGCGGGCGCCGCGUCGAAGGCAAGUGGGACGAGAUCUCGUGCGGCGGCAACACGAGCAAAGCCACGUGGAUCAACAACCCGCGCUUCCAGCUGCACGUGCUCGAGCGCUGCCACCUCUUUAUCGCAGUGAGCCAGAACGACCCGCGCGGCAAGGUCGACGGUCGCGGCCUCGUGCCCAUCGGCUUCCACGUCUGCUCCGUCUCGGAAGGGGCGAGCGGCGCAGUGGAGAUCCGCGAGCCCAAGAAGAAGGCGGCGCCGUACUACCGCUUGCACCCCGAGGCGUCUCGGCAGGCGCUCAUUGACGGCACGGCGGUUGAAGCUUCACCGCCGCCCAUCAUUCCCGGAACGGUCAUUGCUGGCGUGGACGAUGACGGCGUGCCCCAGCCAGCCUACACGCUCAAGCAAGCCGCCUCGGUCGACAUGCACAUUGAGCCAGGCCGCUACUGCAUCGUGCCGAGUUUGUACAUGCGCACGGACAAAGCAUCCAACAAGACCAAUGUCGGGCCGUUCUGGAUCUCGGUCUACGGCAACAAGCCGGUCUUUGAGCUCGAGGGCGGUGAGCCCAUCAUCGAAGAAGAAGAGAUUGACGAGAGCGCGUGCAAGAGCAGUCCGUCGACGCCAGCACCGUCAUCCGCCGUCGUUCUCACACCGAUCGUGGUGCCGGGGGACGGCGCGCGUCGCCAGUUUGAAAAUCUCAAGGAAGAGUUUCUCGCCCAAGCCCGCCUCAAAGGGAUAGGGUUUCGUGAAGCCAAGCGCGAAUUUACCAAUGCCGGACCGAUGCGGCGCGCCGACUUCAAGCGGCGGAUGCUAAACCUCGGGUUCAAGAUGGACGAAGUGAGUGACGAGAAGGUCAAUGUCCUCUUCGAAGGCCUCGAUCUCGAGAAGAAGAACACGAUCCAUGCGAGCGCGCUCCUUGAAAUCUUUGUCCGCGACAUUGACGAAGACCGCGUCGUGUCGAUCGUGCCCGAGAAGGAAGACGAAGAGGUGCCCGAGAAGGUCAACCAAGAAGGCACUCUGACGCUACGGCUCAUUGGCGGCAAGGACCUCCAGAGCGUCCAGGUGCUGCAGACGACGCCCCCGCUUCUCUCGUUCCCAGCGCUGACGUUUGGUCCCAAAGACAUGGCGCUCCAAGAGGCGUGCAUGAUGGAAGUGCUCGACGAGAUCCCGUCGCUCAUUGCCGAGCUGCACCCGAAGUUUCUGCUCUCGCUUCGGCCGCACGACCCAAUCUUCCAGAGUCGCAUCUCGUCGCUUCUCGAGGUCGUCAAAGGCCCCGCCAAACUUCGCAGCGGCUCGCGCCGGCGCGGCCCCAAGAAGAAGCUCGUGCGUCAUGACACGACGCCCGUGCUGCACUUUUUGGCGGCCGUGAGCGCGAAAUUCCAAGCCGCUGUCGCCAAGGAGGAGGAGGAUCGCAGGACGGCGCCGCCGCUCGCAGAGACAAAGACGCGCUUCAGCUGGAUGGCGCUCGAGACGGCGACGACCACUCCCGUCGCGACCGAGACGCCACGGGACGGCAACGAUCUCCACUUGAAGCUGCACACGAGCAGCUACAUGCAGUCGCUCGAGGCCAAGCGCGCCGAGCGCUUCCGCCGCAUGCAACUCAAGAAGGCCGAGGUCUGCGGCGACAAGCAAAAGCUCGCAAGCUUGCCGCGGCUCCUCGGCGGGCGCAAGACGGGCACCAACACACUGCACUGCAUCGACUGCCACGCAGCCGUCAUCCUCUCGGGCAAGGGCGACGGGAGCAUGGAGCUCACCUGCAGCGCGCAAGGCUGCGUCCACGUCUUCUGUACGAUCUGCUAUGGCAAGCUCCCGGCGUGCGAGAAGUUUUGCGACGACUGCUACCUCCACGAGCACGGCAACAUGGAGGUGCUCGGCAUGCAGCUGCGCUCCGUCUUGCUCUCCAAGCUCGCGGCGUCCGACGCUCAGCUCAUUGCGCUCGACGAGAUGUUUGCGACGCUCGACGAAGACCAUUCGGGGGACUUGACCGUCGCCGAGUUCACCAAGUUUUUGGAAAAGCUGGCGCUCCACCCGCCGCUCUCCAACGCGCAGAUAGCGGCGCUCAUGGAAGAGCUCGACGUCGAUGGGAACGGCACGCUGAGCCUCGACGAGUUCAAGCGCUGGAUGCUCGGGAAGGAGACCGCGUGGGCCCCCGAGAUGGUCAAGGACGACGACGAGACGUGGCGUCGGUCGCCGCGCGCAGGCCGCCGGACGACGCUCGAGGCGGCCGAGCGGGCGCUGCUUGUGCCGUGGAUCGAGUCGGUGCUUGUCGACUUGGUCGCUGACGUCCUCGGCGCAAUCGCCAACACCCCGACGCCGUGGAUCGUGACGGCGCAUACGACGCCGACGCUCGAAGUCGUGAGCAAAUCGGCGCUCGAUGUGCGCUGGGCCAGAGACAACGUCGUCUUUCAGCGCAUGGCGGCGCUGCCCGUCAUCGACGGCAGCACGGACGAGUGCGAGAGCAUCGGUAAGCUCUUUGCCCGCUUCGACGUCAACGGCGACGGCUCGAUCGCGACGGACGAGCUCGCAUUGCUCUUGAGCUGCGUCGGGCUCGAAGCCACCGCGCUUGACGUACGCUUGCUGUGCCACCGCCUCCAGCGCGAGCACGGCCAGAUCUUCUUGUCCGACUUUGCGACGUUUGUGAGCGCCGAGACCAGUGUGACGACACGGGCCCGCGAGCGCGCGCUGGUCGAGACGCUCUUAGACUUGGAGCAGCGCAUCAAAGAGCACCGUGUUGUGGAAGGAGACGUCAAGACGGCGCUGCAGACGCUGCAUGUGGGCAUGCCCGUCCACGAACUUCUCUGGCUCAGCAAGACGCUCCUGGACCGCAUCGGACUCGCCGUCGACGUCCUCUCGCUGCAGCGCAUUGCGCUUGCGUGCACGCCGUGUAUCUACAGUCCGUCCUUGGCCUGUGCUGGGGACGUGCUCUUGGCGCUGCUCCAGGCGCCCGCGGGCCUUGGUGGCACGCUCCAAGGCUUUUCGGUCGAGGUCGUCAGCAGCGCCAUCCAGCGCCUCUUCAAGAUCGCCGCCAAAGACGAAGAACUCGAGUGGGAAAAGCUCGGGCCGGCCCACGUCGAGCAGCGCGAGCAAGGACCGCUCAUCGAGGGGCUGCUCCGGCGCGGCCUUCGCGUGCUCGAGACGCCGGAUCUCGACAGCCUCGCGAUCGAGAACCAAGUGUGCGUCGCCUUGGCGCUCGACGCGCUUCGAUACCGCGACGCGCAGCUGCCGCCGGUCGCGACGCACGACGUCUCGCGUGGCCUUUUUCUCUCGUUGUCGAGGUAUACGACGCUCCAGCGCCUCGAAGACAAGCUCCGCCGGACGCUCCAGCGCAUGGCGCGCGUCGGCAGCGGCCAGCAAAUGUACCAAGUGACGUUGGCCUUCAGCACUGACAAGUCACUCCACGUGCGCGUGCUCGACUCGAUGCUCAAGCAAGCGAUGACGUUGUCGUUCGUGGACGCAGACAUGGACACGCGGGGCGUCCCGCUCUUUGACCGCCGACCGGCACCUGGUGCGAGCCAUUGGUCCUUGGGCGUCGUCAACGCCGAGUGGUACCCAGAGCUGAAUGCGUACUUCUUGGCUCUCUUGCGGCGCCUGCGCAUUUGCUUUCGCGACGACAAUGGCAAGAAGCAGCCGUUCGUCGAGUUUCUCGAGAGCCAAAGCUUUGUCGGGAAGCUCCGGCGGCUACUGCAGUCGACCCGCGUGCCCUUUUUCUGGGCCGUCUCCCCCGCGAUGCUCGAGUUUAGCGUCGACCGCGCGACGCUGGACCGGGCCAACAUGCGUCUGCAGCCGUACACGAUGCUGGCGCUGCAGGCGUUGCCGGCGCUCGCCGCGUUCUUUCGCCAAGCGCACUCGAAUCUCCGCGUGCACCUCGAAGUGCUCGACCACCCCACGAGCAUGUGGCUGUCCUGGGCCGAGUUCAAAGCGUGUCUCGCGGGCCUUCGUAAUGCAUAUGCAUCGAUCCAGCUGCUUCCGCAAGGCGACACGUUCGUGACGCCCCCGGACGACGGCGGCGGCUGCACACCGCAAUGGAGCUACUCGACGUCCGUCCUCGUGCGCGAGCCCGACGAGUGCGUCCACAGGUCGGACCGCCCGGUCGUGUACGUCGAUACGCAGCCGAUCUUGGGUCGUCCCGACAGCUCGGGCACGAAUUUGAUUCCGUUCACGUCGCUCCCGGCGCUAAGUCAGAGCGCGACGCGGACGUUGCACUUUGUGGUCGUGAGCGUCCGGCGGACGGUGCCAUCGAACGCCGAGGCGCCGCAUCUGUACUGCACGGCGUACGAUCCCGCGACCGCGAGCGACUACGAGGUCGUCGGGACCCCCACCAAUUGGAACGUGAACUUCUUCGACCCGGACGUCAACCCGGACGUCGAGAAGCAGUGGUUGGCGCUCUUGAGCAAGAUGAAGCUCGGCCGCACGAUCACGCCCAAGCUCUUGAUUCGCCUGUACAACAAGCAGCCGCGGUCCGACCGGCUCAUUGGCGAAACCGAAGUCUCGAUCGCGUCGACGAUGGCGCGCGAGGGCUACGGCGUGCACUCGUGGUUUGCCAUCUACGACCCAGUCUCCGAGCUCUGCACGGGCCAAAUCGAGCUCCAAGUGCAGUUUGAGAUGAAGACCAAGGGCGGCGACGGUCGCGCGAUCGACGCUGCGGCCGCAGUCAAGUCGACGCCCAAGCUCAAAACCAUGGCGAGCGUACCGGCAACACCAGUGGCACCGACUACUGACGACGGCCAAGUCACCCGCUUCAAGCAGCGUAUCAUCGAGCUCGAGGCCCAGCUGCAGGCCAAGCCCGAGCCAGCGCCCACCGAGACGACGUCGAGCAACAACUUACUCAAGUGGAAGCGGAAAUACGAGCAGCUCAAGCAAGAGGCUGCCGAGCAACAGGCCGCCACCGAAGCCAAGCUCGCAGCACUGCAACAACAAAUGACCAAACUCGAAGCACGUACUCCACGUGUCGAGGAGGUAGCACCUGGUGACGCGUCGGCGUCAGCAGCGUUUGCAGCGCUCAAGGCGACACUGAGUCGUCGGUGCCCCGACCGACCGUUCAACGGCCUCAAGAAAGCCAUGGUGGCUGUUGCCGAGACGCCCGGGAAGGUCGCCGUGCCGGCGCUGGAAGAAGUGCUCGAUGACUUUGGCCUGCGCUUGGACGCCGCUCAGCGCCAAAAUGUCCUUGCGCUGUUAGACCCAGAUUCCUCCGGCAUCGUCUCGAUCCCGGAGUUUUUUGCGCGGCUGAGCGGUGACGUGGCACUCAGUCGCGCCGCAUCUCGCGCUGCUUUGGAGCCGUCGCCGCGAACCAGCAUCGCCAAAAAGCCGAGUACGCCACGCAUCGAGCAGCCACCAAGUCCCGAGGUGCCCGACGACGCGGCCGAGUCGCCUGCGAAGCCGACAAAGACCUCAGCACCUAUCGAGACGCCACAAGAGCCUGUCGAGAGGGUAACCAAGCGACCCGCCGAGAAGGCAGAGCAACCGGCGUCUGUCAAGCCGGAGCGACCGCACGCUGUCAAGCCCGUUGCGACACCAAAUGCCGAGCCUCCCAAACGACCAACAAAGCUCAAGAGUCUCAAGCCCGAGACGACACCAGUCGCAGCGCGGGACGAGAGCGACGAGCAACGAAGCAAUAACGUGGCGUUCGAGCCAACGAGCGACGAAGAGGUGUUUGCCUACCUGCAAGCGCAGCUCCCAGACAAGUGGGACAUGCAGUUCACGAACGGCGGCAAGCCCUACUUUCGCAACUUUGUUGCCAGAUCGACGCAGUGGAACCACCCGGAUGCCGACGCCGACGCCAUCUUCCGCAGCUACCAGCACGCCACGAAGAAGAAAUCAAAGCGCUAAUCCAUUCCCGUUUGGCGA